Molecule: messenger RNA, 1221 nt
Organism: Galeopterus variegatus (Sunda flying lemur)
Lineage: Eukaryota; Metazoa; Chordata; Mammalia; Dermoptera; Cynocephalidae
Gene: DNAJC5B
Product: DnaJ (Hsp40) homolog, subfamily C, member 5 beta
Exons: 4
Coding region: 1-600 (199 amino acids)
Source: RefSeq, a predicted model, not a curated record
AUGGAGUAUACCAUACCUAUCCAAAGACAGCGGACUGUGUCAACAACUGGAGAAGCUCUGUAUGAAAUUCUUGGUCUGCAAAAGGGAGCAUCAAAUGAAGAAAUUAAGAAAAACUACAGAAAAUUAGCCCUGAAACACCAUCCAGACAAGAAUCCAAAUGAUCCAGAUGCUGCUGAAAAGUUUAAAGAAAUCAACAAUGCCCACACAAUACUUACCAACAUCUCAAAGAGAAAUAUAUAUGACAAGUACGGAUCUCUGGGACUCUACGUGGCCGAGCAAUUUGGAGAUGAAAAUGUUAAUGCCUACUUCAUGCUGUCUAGCUGGUGGGCAAAGACCCUGUUCGUCGUCAUUGGCCUCUUGACAGGCUGCUAUUUUUGUUGCUGUCUGUGCUGCUGCUGCAACUGCUGUUGUGGACACUGCCGGCCCAAAUCCGCGAUGCCAGAGGAGAACUAUUAUGUGUCUCCAGAGGAUCUUGAGGAGCAGAUCAAGACCGACACAGAAAAAGAUAUGGACUUUCCAGUUGUUCUCCAGCCUAAAAAUGCAAAUGAGAAAACACAGCUAAUCAGAGAAGAAGCUCGAAGUUAUCGCACAGACUCUUGAUAUUGAGUCCAUUGAGGGUCCACAGUGCCUCCUUCUCUUGGUUCAGCCAUGUCUCCAGGUGGUCUUGGGGGACAGUGGGGCCAUGAAAUGCUGUGAACUUUUCCAUGUUUGUAUUUUAUUUUUAGGUUAGGGAAAGAUAAUUGCUACAUAAUUUUCUCAGUAUACAGUCUUUCUCUUUGAGCAGAAUUCCCAAUGAAACACAUUCAAUUUUGAUGAAUAACGGCCUGAAGAGUUGUUCUAUGCUCCUUGCAUGAAGUUAGGCAGUGUCAUUGGACAGUCUUUAUAAGCCUGCUCUUUAUGUGAGCCAGACCUCAUUUCUCACAGACUAAAGUAGUAUUUCAAUACAGAAGCCACUUUUCAUCCAUUCAACUAAAUGCAAUAUUCAUAUCUGCCACAAAUAUCACCAGCAAAAUACACUUGAAAACAUAACAAGGAAUGUUCAUGUGUGGAGCCUUUUCCCUGUCCAUAUUCAAUAUGGUUACAGAAAUAUUUCAAGAGGCAGAAAGAGAUCAUUUUUAAAAAGACAAUUCACAUUAUUUUAAUGUAUAUUUUUGGAACAUUAAAAAUGGGCAUUUACUGAAAACUGACAAGUAAAACCAGGAAGAAACAGGUUUUGUGUGU